Messenger RNA from Helicoverpa armigera (cotton bollworm), 1929 nucleotides. RefSeq names its product facilitated trehalose transporter Tret1. The transcript has 3 exons. Gene Ontology annotation, molecular function: transmembrane transporter activity. Bases 93 to 1535 code for a protein of 480 amino acids. Gene Ontology annotation, biological process: transmembrane transport. The record is from RefSeq and is a predicted model, not a curated record. Lineage: Eukaryota; Metazoa; Arthropoda; Insecta; Lepidoptera; Noctuidae. Gene Ontology annotation, cellular component: membrane.
UUUAUCGCAUAAUAAGCUGAAUUGUAUCAGUAUUGUACAUUACUGAGUGCAACAGUACGACUGCUACUGUUAGUGACUGUUCGCGACUCACAAUGGUAUCGCCUUUCGUAAGACAGGCAUGGACCCUGUCAGCGGUGUGGACGAACAUGAUAGGCCAGGGUAUGAUGCUCAGCUUCACCACCAGCCUGCUGCCAGGCCUGCAGGAACCUGACUCUCCUAUCAAAGCUGAUCUGAACACCGCUUCUUGGCUAGCAUCAUCAUGUGGCCUCUCAGGAAUCCCAGGGUUCCUCAUCUCUUCCUUCCUCAUGGACCUCUACGGCAGAAGGUUAGCUCACGGCAUCGUCAUCCUACCAGGAAUAAUCGGCUGGCUCUGCAUAUACCUCGCCCGAGGCAUCCCCGCUCUCAUGAUUGGCAGAAUCCUAGGAGGCAUGACAGCUGGAGCCACCGUCUCCUUAGGAGCUAUCGUCAUAGGAGAAUAUUCAGACCCAAGAUACAGAGGAGUAUUCCUUAAUCUUAAAACAGCUUCGGUAUGUUUAGGUGGAAUGUCAGUCCACAUUGCAGGGCAUUUUCUGCAUUGGAGAACAGUAGCCCUAAUCGCUCUGAUACCUCACUUCUUGGCUCUGUUCGUCGUCUAUACAUGGCCUGAAAGCCCAGCAUGGCUAGCCUCAAGAGGAGAAUACGAAAGAAGUGAGAACUCCUUCUACUGGUUAAGAGGAAAAUCAGAAGCAUCCUUCAACGAAUUGGAGGAAUUAAUCAGAGCUCAGAUGGGUCAGCAAUCAAAAAUUGACGAAAAAAGUACGUGUGGCGAAAGUGUAUGGGAUUUUUUCAAAAGGUUCACGCAAAAAGAUUUCUUGAAACCAGUUUUUAUAAUCCUGAUCAGUACUAUAUUGUUAGAAUCUAGUGGUAGACACAUCUUCCCUGCGUACGCGUUGCAGAUCAUCGGCGCAGUGACUGGAAACAAGUCGCAAUCCUUCUACUAUACUUUAGCCAUAGAUCUAAUCAUCACAUCCAGUGCCGUUUGUUCCUCGAUGCUUGUCAAAGUCAUGAAGCGAAGGACCCUGCUGUUCUCAACAGGAUUCGCUGCUUGCGCAGUAAUAAUGAUUGCCUGCACCUACCUCUUUUUAGCUGCUGAAGAAGUGAUACCAAAUGACAAACCUUGGAUACCUAUUGGCAUUUUUGUGCUGUACUUCAUCCUUGCCAAUUUAGGCUGUACUCCGAUACCUUUGGCUUUGUUAGGAGAAGUUUUCCCUCUCCGUCAUCGAGGAGUAGGAUCCGCAGUAGCAGGGACUUUCAUAUCUCUUGGGGUCAUGCUUGGUCUCCAAGUAACUCCAUACCUCAUGCUCAAUCUUAAGGUCCAUGGGACUUUUGCAGUGUUUGGUACUGCAAUGGGACUUGCACUCUUGGCUCUGUACUUCAUGCUACCUGAGACGAAAGACAGGACUCUUCAAGAAAUCGAAGAUUAUUUCAACUAUGGUAAGUUCAGAGAGGACAAAAUGGAAAGAGAUGAAGAAGAAAAAGUCAUGAUGGUAAAAUGAACUCUAUUGGCAGUGUGAUGAGGUAUGCUUUUGAUCAGCUAGUCGUGUGAACUCAAAUAGUAAUUAUUACUCUUAUUUGGUGCUUUAAAGCUUGAGUGGGAAGACUGGACUAAGUCCUAAAUAAGUAGAACUAAAAGAUGAUGAACUAACGUAAAACGUAAUUUAUAGAAAGCGUAGAAUAAGAUGUUUUUUAAGAAAUUACUAGUUUUAAGUGUAAUAUACUAAGUCGAUGACGACACGUAUAAAAAGAACUAACAGAUUUUGGGUUAGAUACGUAGAAAAGACUCGCAGAAAAGUAUGUGAUUGACUUUAUUUAAUAGAAAAAGAAAAUAUCUUGAUUAUAAGGUUCUUUUUAAUUGUUUUUUAUACAAAAAAAAUAAAGUACUGAAAACAA